Molecule: messenger RNA, 4192 nt
Organism: Cuscuta campestris
Lineage: Eukaryota; Viridiplantae; Streptophyta; Magnoliopsida; Solanales; Convolvulaceae
Source: the annotation of a GenBank genome assembly
AAGAAGAAAAAAUACAAAGUAAUAACGCAUUGAAUAAACGGGGAGAAGGGAAGGAAAAUCAGUGCAAGGUACUGCAAAAUCAGUGGGACUCUGGGAGUAAUAUUUAUAGAGUAUUCUCGGUUGAGAGGAAGAAAAAAAGAAAGAGAGUUGCCCUAGUGUCAUGUGGUCGGAUCAGACAAAGCAGGACCGUGACACCGCCUAUGUUCUCCUUGUUCGAUUGUUUUAUUUGUCACUUCGUUUAAUUCAUCAAAUUCUCCAAGGUGUCGGCGUACACUUGAUGGUCUCCAGGGUUAAAGCGUACGUACGGGAGCCAGUGACCUACCCCGGCACCUCCGUGGUAGGGGUUCCAACCCGCCCAAUUGGACACCUUCCAUUAGAAUUACAAGCUUGGCCUCUUGGCACCUCAAAAGUGUCAAUGACUGGGACAACAAUGGCAUCAAAUCCAAAUUCCCGUAUUUUAUGCACAAAACUCGCUGAUUUUGAGAGGGGCAGUGCUGCCGUUGCUAUCAUGGUUCAGGCCGUUCAUGUCUACGAAGUUGCUUCCUUUGAAAAGAAUGUAAGGUUGCUGAGAUCUCUUCCAACUGAGUGGUACACCAAAGCCACAGCCAUGGAAGAAGGAAGAAAUCUGGAGAACUACACUGUCCAAGGUCUUCUUGAUGAGCUCAGAACCUAUGAGCACGAGCUGAAGAAGAAGAAGGAAGAACAAGUCACUCCCUUCCCCACGGAACUAAUGACAACUCCAAGAGUACCAUCAAGUGAAGGGACAUGCCCAAGGAACUGUGACACACCUUCCUCCAGUCAGCCGUCAAGUUCAAAAAUGGAGAACUACGAUGAGGAAUUUGCCAUGAUGGUCAAGCAAUUCCGGAAGUUCAAAAAGUUCUUCAAGAAAGCUGACUCAGUCAGAAGACCAUCCAAGGGAAAGCCACAGGUAAGUGACUCUCCUCCUGAAUCUUAUUUGUGUUACAAUUGCAGGAAGCCUGGCCACUGGAAGUCAGCAUGCCCGCACCCAAAAGUGGAGAAGUACGGAGAAAGAGAAAGGAUCGAGAAGAAAAAGAAGGAAAUGGUUGCUGCUGAAAGUGACGAGUCAUCCAGCUCAAGCUCGGAUGAAAAAGCUCUCAUCUGCAUGGAGCGCAGAGUUGAAAAGUCCAACCAUGAGGAUAGGUGGACUAUAUCAGAAGAUGACAUUCUCUGCCUAAUGGCCAAAGAUGAUGCUGAUCAAGAGGUAACCUCACAAACCUCUUGCUCAUCUUCUUAUGAAAGCAUACCAAUUUCUGAAAACCUUUUUGACCAGUUCAAAAAGAUGAUGAAAGACUUUGAGGAGAUAAAUCUCAAACAUUCUUCUCUAACAGAGGAGAACAAACUAUUUAGUGAAGAGAAUCUCAAGUUGACUGAAGGUCGGAAAAGACAACUGAAUGAGAUCACUCAACUCAAGACUGAAAAUGAAUCUCUCUCUGAAAAGGUGAAAUCCCUUAACAAAGAGCUAGGGAUACUCAAGUCCAAAGAAGCAGUGGAUAAGCUUCUUGAAGCGACCAAACAUAAGGGUCGUGAAGGACUUGGGUUUGACCCCUCUAACUCUAAAAGGAAAGGGAAGACAACUUUCAUCCCUCCUAAACCUACUGCUAAACCAAAUAAGCAGAAAGGGAAGGAAAAGGAAAAACCAAUAGAAGUUCCCAAAAAGGUAGUCCCUCCUAAGAACUGUAGGAAGCUGGACAGACCUCAAAAAGGAAAUAAUUUCAGAAGAAAACCUUCUGACCCCCAUUAUACACGAGGCUAUACCCAUUAUGGAGUAGACAGGAGUUUUCCAAGAAAUUCUGAGUGGAGAACUAUGCCAAGAUAUAGUCAUCCUUCACCCCAGAAGCUAUUUGUGCCACCAAAGUAUGCUUAUAACCGACACAGGACACACUAUGCACAACCUAGACAAAAUUAUAGGUCUUAUCAACCUAGCAAUGAUUUUGGCCUUACCAAAGGGCUAGGAAAUCUGGUGUACAAGGGACUAACCAUCCAAGCUGUAUCUUAUGUUGAAGGUCUCAAUUACAACCUUCUUAGCAUAAGUCAGUUUUGUGAUAAAGGUUACUCCUUGGAAUUCUGCAAGGACAUGGCAUCUCUCAAGAACAUCUCCACAAAUGAAGUCAUUCUCACUGGGAAGAGAAUCAGAAACAUCUAUGAAGUAAUAUGGAGCGAUGUCAAGGAAGCAUGUCUAAUCAGCAAAGGGGAAAACAGAGCUGGUACUAGUGCCACUGCAGAAGAAAGCUCUUCAGAUAACAUCCCACUCAUCCAUAUGACGAAGACUACCAAAAGGAAGAAAGUGGUGUCUCCCUCCAUUGAAGCACCACAGAAUCUUGCUCCAAUAAAUCUUGAAGAAGAGGAAGAAUCCUCUGACCAAGGAGAACUUCAAAGGAAGAAGAAGAGGAAGAUCAACUCCCCCUCAACAUCUGGAAAUAUCAAUCCGGAUGAGUUGAAGGAAAAGGAACCAGAGCAACUGUUGAAUUGGGACCAACAGCUGAAGAAUGAGAAAAUCAUCAAGAAGUGCUUAGGAAUACCAGUCAACCACAACUGUGAACAGAUUUUGGAUGACUACUGGGUAUGGCAAAGGAACCCUGAAGACUUGCAUCUGGAAUACCUGGCCAAUACACCAGUUUUAGACUGUGAAGCAGAUGAUGAAGACACUGCAGUCUUCAAGCCAGUCUUCUCAAAAGCUACAAAAGAUCAAGUGGCUCUCACUUCUGAAGCAACAGCUGAGGAUUUCCAAACAUUUCCGGAAACCUCACCUGCCCUCGAAACGGAAACCUCACCCGCAUUUCAGGAAACUUCACAUGCUUCUGAAAUGGUUCUGACUGAAGUUGUUCAAGAGAAGGCAACCCCUCCCUCCCAAGAACAGAACCAGGAAAUAGUAGAUGAAGAAGAAUUUCAGCCGCUAAUCCAAUCUCAAGUUUUGGAGAUUCUCACCACUCCUUGUGAGAUCUCCAAUUCUACUGAAACUGAGAUCCCGGAAAAGUCAGCUGAAAUUCCUGAACAGUCAGCUCUUCCAGAAACAAUGGAGCAAGCUGUUGAAGCACAAAAGAAUUCUGAAGAAGCUGCAAAAGAAGCUCAAAUGGCAGAACUAGAGGUUUCUGAAACUCAAGUAGCCAUUUUUGAAAAAGAGAAUACAGCUGAAGAAAGGGACUCCCUCUCUAGGGAUAUAUCAAAUUUUGUGCUUGAAACAGAAGGAGAAUCUGAAAGAACACUGAAGGUUACCGAUGAAGAAGAUGUCCAAGAAGAUGCUGAAUCUCUUCCUAUGCAACUCUUCCAAAGAAUACCAUCAUCUCAUCAGGUAACCAACUUUCAUUUCCAUAGCUCUUCCACCCCUGCUCUUCCGGAUGAGAUACCGGAAAUCUGGACAAAGAAGGUCCAAGGGCUGAUUGAAUCAGCCCUAGCAUCUCAACAUGCCUCCUUUAGGCAAGAGAUAGAACAAAUGGAAGUCAGGCACACCCAGCUAAUAGAGAAAUCUGAAGGAAAACACAACGCAGAUCUCAAAGAAAUAAGCAAAUCAGUGCAGAAGACUCUGGAGAUUAUCUCUCUAUUGAGUGAAACUGUAAGCAACACGAUGGAAAUGUAUGCCUCUGACAGUCAGCUUCAUCUCAAAGAGAUCAACAAAGUCAAAGAGCAAAUAGCAAGUGUCACAAUUAGUCUCCAAAAACAGAUGUCCCUUCUCCAAAUGGACAUCAGAUCAGCCCUAGCCGUAGCUUCUGCAAAUCAGGUAGUAACCAAGGACUACUUGAAGGUAAUCAUUGACAAUCAAAAGGAAGCAUUCAAGCUGUUCAGACUUAUUGGUGCAAACUCUGGAAACCGCAAGAUGGAAGUAAUUCUCCAACAACACAGUCCAUCUCCAAUACCACAACUCCCUAUUGCAAUCAAAGAAGGAGAAGUAUCUUAUAUUCCUUCUCAUCUGAACUUGACAAAUCUAAUCCUUGAAGCACAACAAAGAAAUCCGGAAAACUCAGCACAACUUCUAUCCAGCUCAGGACUGGAUGGAACAGAAGUUAUAGGUACAUUUGUUGACCACUUCUCAAAUGAUGCUCAAUCAGAAGAAAGACGUGAAAAUUUAAGACGCAUCAAAGAACUGUGUGGGAACAUGAAGGGCAUCAGUGAAGUUGCCGGAUCUUCAAAGCGCAAGAGAAACUGAAGGUUCUUUAAAUCAAAACAGGGGGAAAGU